AUGAAACUUGAUAUCUGGAGACUCUAAAACCCCAUGGUACAAAUCAACGGCUUAGUAUCUCUACCUAUGAACCAGAAAAAUCCUCAAAAUAUAUCAAUCGAUGAGAAUUCCCUAAAGUAGUAAAAGAGAAAAGUGAUUGGUGGGCUUUUGACUUAGGAAUUGCAAGGAGUAUUUCAUCAUACUAAUACUAUUGAGGAAUUCUAAGCUGGUUCUAAGUUUGAGUCUAUAUUCUUAGAGUCAACAAAGGGAAUCUUAGAUGAAAAUGACUUCCAAAAUUUAAACUCAAUCAUUAUAUACUCUUUUGGUGAUCUCAAAAACUACAACUACUUUUACAAAUUCGCACUACCAGAGCUUGAAGGAACAAAUUUCCCAAUGAUAAAAUCAAAUAAACUUAAAACCAUUAUGAACUAGGAUUAGAUGACAAAUUUAAGUCAGAAAUUACUAGAGUACAUAAAGGGAGUAGAGCAAACAUAGAUAGUUAUUACAGUCAGUUAAAACGAAGAUAAUGCUUUCUCUGUUAGUGAUGAUAUAAAAGCAUCACUUCAACCAAAUGGAUAUCUCUGCUUCUUUGAUGCAUCUCCACUAUUGCCCUCAAUUUUGCUAAAGAAUAUUCUAACGAAACUCAAUCAUUAUUUCCAGAAAAAUUCAUCAGAUUUAUCCCCAGGCUAAGAGAAAAUUAUAAGGAUAAUUUCAAUAAGAGAUAAGAUUUCCAAACUUUCUGAGCAAGUCAAUCUAAAUGAAUCGUUUUACAUUGAAGUUAAAUUUGUAAAGUCUGAAGAUCAAAUUACUGAUCUUAAAGUCAAACCAAUAGAUUUUAGCCAGUUAAGAACAGUCACUCUCACUCUCAAAGAAUAAAUGGAUCCUAACAUGAUAUCAGAGUAAGCUUGCGAUUUGAAUUUGAAACUGAUGAAAUGGAGAAUGAUUCCUGGUAUUGACCUAGACAUAUUGAAAGAAUAGAAGUGCUUAUUGUUGGGAUCUGGCUCACUUGGUUGUCAAGUGGCAAGAAAUCUUCUCUCAUGGGGUUAUAGGAAUAUCACAUUUGUAGAUUACGGGAAGGUAUCUUAUUCUAAUCCUGUAAGACAAUGUCUGUUUACUUUUGAGGAUUCUCAUAAGCCAGACAAUGAAAAGGCGUCGAUUGCUGCAAUGAGACUAUAAGAAAUAUUCCCAAGUGUAAACACCUCAGGUCAUAAAUUGAGAAUACCAAUGCCUGGCCAUGCAGUUGGAAACAACAAGGAAGCUUUAGAUGAACUAUACAGUGAUCUCAAUCAACUAGAGACCUUAAUCUAAGAACAUGAUGUUGUCUUUCUAUUAACUGACUCUAGAGAGAGCAGAUGGCUUCCCACUGUAAUAGCUGCUGCUCAUAAGAAGAUUUGUCUUACAAUAGCUCUUGGCUUUGAAACAUUCUUGGUAAUGAGACAUGGUCUCUCUACUUAGCAUCACGAUAAUACAGUGAAUGGUGACAGGCUUGGCUGCUAUUUCUGUAAUGAUAUAGUCGCUCCCAGAAACUCAGUUGCUGAUCGUACUCUUGAUUAACAGUGCACAGUCUCAAGACCAGCUUUAUGCUGCAUGUCAAGUGCUCUAGGUGUUGAGCUAUUGACUUCUAUUCUAAAUCAUCCUCUUAAGCAAGGGGCUGUUGCUAGAGAAAAUCCUCAUUAAUGCGAUAGAACAGAGCUUGGCAUACUCCCUCAAUAAAUCAGAGGUGAUUUAUCUUCUUUCAAUAUAAAUGUAAUGUAUGGAGAGGCUUUUGACAAAUGUAUUGGUUGUUCACACAAGAUCAUCGAAGCCUACCAGAAUGACAGAGAUGCCUUCAUUCUUAGAGCUUGCAAUGAGCCUGAUUAUCUUGAGGAACUUACUGGAAUUACUGCAAUGCUUGCUCAAGUAAGAAUGGAUGAUAUUGAAUGCUUUGAUUUUGAUGAAGAAAUGGAUUGA
Messenger RNA from Stylonychia lemnae, 1929 nucleotides. NCBI's taxonomy places the organism in Eukaryota, Ciliophora, Spirotrichea, Sporadotrichida, Oxytrichidae. The record is from the annotation of a GenBank genome assembly.